AUUGGUGCUACGCGGACCAGACGAGUCACAUGGGUGUGUUUCGCGCGAAAGGUUACUUCCUUGCAGCUUGCAGUAAGGCGAAAGAGAGGUAGACUUGGUGGCUUGAUUGAUUAUAGAUGUAUAUUUUUAAUUGCAUUAGAGAAGCGUACUAAGUUGUGUAGGUCAUUACGGACAUAAACGGGCAAAAAUGUCUCAGGCUCGCGUAACAGAUUUCUUUGCCCAGAGCAAACGUAGUGGUAUUGCUAGACAUCUUACGGGUAAAAGUGAACAGAAAGCGUUUGUAGAAACUGAGGUGCGGAGGACUGCGAUAAAGGAGGAAAAUACAAGAUCCACUCGGACGAAGAAUGCAGCUGCAAAUAGACCGGCUACAACUAGAUCUACGCGCUCCAAAAAAGCCGUACAACAUAACCCGAAAGCUGCGGCCGGUUUACAGGUGGAUAAAGAAGAGACUUCCGAUGCACCUUUGGAAAGAUCCUUGGAGCAAAGUCAAAAGGAAUGUCCUCGGACCCCCAAACGGACUUCGUCUGAGUUCAACCUUUCUUCGGAACUGUUCCCUCCUGGGGAUAGCUCUGCAAAGAAGCGUGCUCGGGUGGAUUUGGGUCGGGAGGUUAGCCCUACUGUGUCGAAAACUGCCGAGGUGAAGACCCAGAAGAAAUCCGCCAGAAAAAAACUAAUCCUAUCUAAGGAACAGGUGACCAAACCUGUGAACAACCACAGCUCAUUAUCUGGUGAAAAUGAGGUUAAGAAUUCAAAUCAGGGUGCCAGCUCCUCUCCAGUGGGGAAACAGAAGACCUUCUCCAAAGAGGACGUUGCUGCACUGAAGUCUCGUCUCCAGAAGAUCCAAGAACAGAAACAGAAGCCAUCUCCCGUUCCUGCUGCCAGCGUCGACGCCUCUGACGUCAAGGCCACACUCGCACGUGCCCGGGAGCUGGUGGCGAGAGUUCAGCAGCGGAAGGAGAAGGAAAAGACUGAAGAGGCCAAAGUUGUCACAGAGGAAACUCCACCUGAACCUGAGGAUAGAGAGAAGGUACCGGCGUACCAGCGCUACCACACACUCGCCCAAGAUGUUCCACCUGGCCUCUCCCUGCCUUACAAGUACAAAGUUCUGGCAGAGAUGUUCAGGAGCACGGAUGUCAUUGUGGGGAUGCUCUUCAAUCGUUCUGAGACGGUCACCUUUGCCAAAGUCAAGCAGGGCGUCCAAGAUAUGAUGCACAAGAGGUUCGAGGAGAAUCACGUUGGUCAAAUUAAGACGGUCUAUCCUUCAGCAUACACCUUCCGUCAAGAGAAAAACAUUCCUAAUUUUAGUGCCACCGCAAAGAAGUCAAGCUACCAGCUAACACUGGAGCCAGUUCUCCAAGAUGAGAAGAGUGGUACACGUCCUCAACUUUCAGCUUCGCGUCUGCUGGAGAGGAGACGUACUUUCCACCGAAACCUGGUUGGCAUUGUGAAGCAGCACCACCGGGCGUUCCUAACCUCCCUGGACCCUCCACUAAGUGUCCCGGAUGACAAGCUAACCCGUUGGCAUCCUCGCUUCAAUGUGGAUGAGGUCCCCAACAUACAGCUCAGUGAGCUGCCUCAGCCACCACACCUGGACAAGCUGACAACUGCCCAGGAAGUUCUGGACAAGGCCCGUUCUCUGAUGACCCCGAAGAUGGAGAAGGCCCUGUCUAACCUGGCCCUGAAGACUGAAGUGCCUCUGACAAAAGACUCGGAGCCCCCAGAGAAAACACAAUCUGCUCCUGGAACUCCCCGCGCUUUAGCAGGAAUUUCCCAGUCUCUCGUAGAGAGGAUCAGGGCAAAGGAGGCUCAGAAGCUCCAGGCUGCCAUGAUGCGCAGCCCUCAGCAAGAAGAGCGCAUGCUGAUGAUGUCACGGCUGGCGGAGCUCGCCAGGAUCCUGCGUAAUGUCUUCGUGGCAGAGAAGAAGCCGGCCUUAGUCAUGGAGGUGGCCUGCAACCACAUGACUUCCAGCUAUCGCUCCGCGCUCAGUGUCGGGGAGAUGGAGAAGCACCUGCGUCUGCUGGCAGAACUGGCCCCUGAAUGGCUGACCGUCCACCAGAUCAGGAAGGAGUCCUACCUGAAGCUGAACAAAACUGUGGAUUUGAACGUGAUUCUGCAGAAGCUGAACAAGAAGAUGCAGGAGGAGGAGAAGUGCUGAAUGGCUGAAGGAUAGUGUGCAGUUAGUGUGGAUGUUUUUAAAUAAGGGUGGUUUGACUUUUUGCUUUCGGUAUCAUGGCUGCUGAGAGGUUUUAACUUCAGUAGGGUCUUGGGGGAGUUUUAGCCAAGACUUGCGUAACUACCAUUGCUGAUGUAAUCACAUAGAGGGUAGUGCAUUUAUGGUAGAUCACUGUACUUUGACUUUCUCCAUUGCCCUGUUCUGAAUCUAGUGGCUGACUUCACAAGCUUUUUUAUAAGUAGGGAAGGAAGCUUCAAUAAAGUUGCUUUUUGUAUUCCCUGCAA
This is a messenger RNA of Paramormyrops kingsleyae, 2457 nucleotides long. RefSeq names its product chromatin licensing and DNA replication factor 1 (gene cdt1). Gene Ontology annotation, cellular component: nucleus. The record is from RefSeq and is a predicted model, not a curated record. Gene Ontology annotation, biological process: regulation of DNA-templated DNA replication initiation; mitotic cell cycle; DNA replication checkpoint signaling. Gene Ontology annotation, molecular function: DNA binding; DNA polymerase binding. NCBI's taxonomy places the organism in Eukaryota, Metazoa, Chordata, Actinopteri, Osteoglossiformes, Mormyridae.